This is a messenger RNA of Erythranthe guttata (spotted monkey flower), 2680 nucleotides long. Lineage: Eukaryota; Viridiplantae; Streptophyta; Magnoliopsida; Lamiales; Phrymaceae. The record is from RefSeq and is a predicted model, not a curated record.
UUCGGACUUCGGCAUGCAGGUCAUGGUGUACUUUAAAGACACACGUUCCCCCCUCGGUGUCGAACAGUUGGUGGUACUUGACGACGAACGCCAACCACUAGAUAAAGGCACUACUCUGGUGGUUCACACUCCUUUAAUCGGUAAAUAUCCAAUGCAAUGGCCUCGAUUGACCAGUACGUAUAAUAUAAACGAAUGGACACACGAAGUCUCUUUGAGCAAAACUCUGAAGGUGUGGACCUUACAAACGUCCCAUCACAAAUAUUCGGAUGAAAUCGUUCAUUUGCCGACGCUGGGCCACAACAUCAUCAAGGGCAAGGCUAUGUGGGGAGAGUCUCUUCAGUUUACCGGUGAAUUUCACUACACACCAGGGUAUUGGGAAUGGACUGAAGAUGUACUUAGCAGGUGCGAGAGUAAGUUAAUUAGCGCGCAACUAUAUGACGCGGUGUAUGCGUCCUUGUUUACAUAUGAUCGAAAUUCCGAGAUCAUUAAGGCAUUUUGUGAAGCCUGGUGCCCGACGACAAAUACUCUUUUGACGUCUCUUGGUGAACUAUCCUUGUCAUUAUGGGAUUUAAAUACUCUCGCAGGUCUUCCUUUGACCGGACUUCUUUACGACGAAGUUAUUCCUUGUGCCGAAGAGCUUUGUGGCAUUGAUGCAACCGGAUCUAGGUAUCUGCCUCGUACUUGCAAACAUUUGCUCUAUGUUUACCAUUUACUUCGAAAGAAAGCUGACGAUAACUCCCAAGUCUCAAUUGAGAAAUGGAUCAAAUUUUGGUCUAAGAAGCAACUGAAGUAUCAUCAGCCUCCUCUUCGUAAGGAGAGAAAAAAAGUUCGUCCAAAAUCUACGCAUAAUCCUCUUGGCAGCUUUGAUGCUCACGAUGAAUGGGAUACAUCGGAGAGAGAGUUAUUUUCGAAGCUCAAAAUUGGCAAUGAUUUGAGAACUGAAACGUAUUUAUCAGCAUUUCUCGCUUGCUGGCUCUGCACUUUUGUUCUUCCGACUGAUAACCCCGACACAAUACGUCCGUCUACUUUCAAGAUGGCUAGCCUGAUGGCGAGUGGCCGUAAAGUAGGUUUGGCUGUCCCGGUCUUAGCGAGCAUAUACAAGGGUUUAAAUAAAAUCUCAAAUUCUCCGAGGCCAACUCGCGUAAGUUCCCCAUUUCCCAUCCACUUUGUCUAUGGCUGGUUGGCACAUUAUUUCAAAACUCACUAUCCGGUUUGGCAAGGAGUGCGUGGCCCUAAAAUGACGACUUACUCUGGCGAGGGUGGUGCGAAAUAUUAUGACUCGAAAGAAGCACGCAAACGGAUUCACAAAGGAGAUUUUGCAUCUUGGACUUGUACUAUGAUCACCAAAAGCAAAGAUUUUUUGUAUGUUGAUAAUGCCAACGGUGACGAGUUAGAACAAAAUUAUUUCAUUGCGAUGCGUUCGAACUAUCUCCCUCUGCGUCGAGGCGAGGAAUUUAUUAUCGAGCCUUACAGUCCACAUCGAUUUAGUCGUCAGUUUGGCUACUACCAGGAUGUCCCCGGUGUUCUUGUGCGAGAUAUACGCAGAGUUUCUUUAGAAGAAGGACUCCGACAAGAGCGUGGUUUUCUUCUAUGCCUCCGAAUGCGAAACGAUUUACCUCCGAAGACUACAAAAAAUGGUGGACUAAUACCUUUGCCUGUGUCGAAAGAAAAACUUUCCGAGAUAGAAGAGAGUUUACCAACUCCAUCUGACGUGGCAGCCCGAACUACAACACCUCUUGCAGGAAGCAAAAUUAAUUCUCGCCCAUUGGAAGAAAGUGGUAGUAGUAAUGUAGACCGUCAUUGGAAGCGAUCGAAGAAGGAUCCUCGACCUUCAGAACUUGGACAUAUCGAUAAUGCAGUCACCAGCCCUCUGCAGACAGUGGAUACUCAUGUUAAUGAGUUAGAAAAUGAGGCCAUGAACGUUGUCGAUGUCGAUGGGUCACAAGAUAGUCCAAAGUCAAUGAUAGGUCCCAACUCGAUUACGGCAACUGUUUCGGUUGAAGCAUUGACACGUAGACCUCCAUCUGAAGUGGCCAUCGCUGCACAAAGGCCACGUCCUGCUGCUGUUUCCGUAUUUGAAGGCGAAAAAUUCGUUCUUACUCACGAGAAGGAGUUUCUUCGAAAAUUGUGGGGGGAUCUUCGCAUCAAGAUAGUCAAUACCCCCGUCGAGUUCAUUUCAUCUAUUCAAGAUAAUGUGGAAAUCGUGCUCCAAUCAAUGAAGCGCUUUAGUGAUUUUGAUAUUACUCACGUGGAGGGAUUAGUGAAAACAUUAUUCGAAAAUGCGGCAGCCUAUGAUGAAGCAAGGUCUAUGUCGUCAGAGAAAGCACCUGAAGAACUUCUUGCACGACAACUUCAAGUGGUUAAGGAUCGUCUUCUUGGCGCUCAAACUAAAGAGAACAAAGAAAACGCUCAAGUUCGAGCCACAAAAAAUGAAUUGGAGGGCAUCCAAAAGCAGCUACACGCGUUGAAAGGACAAAAGAAGAAGUUGUCGUCAUCACUGAAGCGACAACAAGAAUCUCUUAACUGUGUCCAUGCUGAAGUUUGCGGAAUCAUGGAAGAGAUCACUGCCAUUGAGAACACUUCUCCGUUGAGCCAUGACAUGAUUGAGAAUGUGAAGAUUUCAAUGGAGCAUUUGGAGGCCACCAAGGAAGAAUUGAAGACUUUAGAUCCUUUCGCCUGA